Molecule: messenger RNA, 1084 nt
Organism: Exaiptasia diaphana
Lineage: Eukaryota; Metazoa; Cnidaria; Anthozoa; Actiniaria; Aiptasiidae
Product: gamma-glutamyl hydrolase A
Exons: 7
Coding region: 191-1084 (297 amino acids)
Biological process (GO): tetrahydrofolylpolyglutamate metabolic process; regulation of DNA-templated transcription
Cellular component (GO): vacuole
Molecular function (GO): gamma-glutamyl-peptidase activity; DNA binding; DNA-binding transcription factor activity, RNA polymerase II-specific
Source: RefSeq, a predicted model, not a curated record
UUUGCCUUAGUAGAGACUGCUUUGUCCUUAAAAUUUGGUUUGUUUGAGCUAAAAAAAGAUCAAGUUAUCGUGACUAAUGGUUAAACACCGAUAACUGAUGUGCAUCCAUUGAUCCAAGGCUAAGCACGCAGCAUCAAGAAAAUCACCGGUUUACCUUUAAUAUUCCACAAGGAUUGAAGGUACUAGCAUCAUGCAUCUAGGCUGUAUUAGUGUUCUAGUAUUCCUUAUUACUGUCAGUCAAGUUGAAAUGAUGACAACAAAGAAGCGAAAUAUAAAGACGAGGCAAGAUAUUCCUGAAUCGAGCAAACCAGUCAUUGGGGUUCUUGCGCAAGAGACGUCAGGAAAAAUCAACAAAUUUGCUCAAGGACAAUAUGUACUGUCAACAUAUGUGGAUCUGUUACAAUCUGUUGGAGCUCGUGUAGUACCAAUCCUUGURAACCAAACGGCCGAAGAAGUAGAGGAUAUAUUUAAUUCAGUGAACGGGUUACUAAUACCGGGUGGUCAUGUUAAACUGCAAUACUCUAUGUACGGUAGAGUUGGUAAACAGCUUUUAGAUCUCGCAAUCAAGGCCAACGACAAGGGUGACGUGUUCCCAAUAUGGGCCGAGUGUCUUGGAUUAGAACUUAUAGCUUUAUUAGUAUCUGGAAGAGGCAUUAGUGAAGGGCAAUACGACUCCAAACUCUUUGAUACGGUCGAUGCCGAUUACAGCGGGAACCCACGAAAUACAGAAACCAAGAAAUACCAUCAGCAAAAUCUUGCCUCGCCCGAGUCUCCUGAACCGCCAACAAAAAAGAUCCGUCCAUCGUUCUCAGUUUAUCAAGUGGAAACGCUCAAGUCAGUGUUUACUCACAAGCAUUACCUUGGAAAAGGAGAACGGAAACAAUUAGCCGCUGAUCUGAACAUGACCGACGAACAAGUCAAGACGUGGUUUCAGAACAAGAGAACCAAACUAAAGAAAAAGAUGUCAAGAAUCGAUGACAGCUAUUCUACGAUACUUUGCGCAAACGAGCUUAGUUACCAUGGUUACCCUGGUCAUGAAUACCCAGGCCUUCGCAGAACUAUUGAUGGCAGACUUUCUUACUAG